This is a messenger RNA of Diachasmimorpha longicaudata, 5332 nucleotides long. It is a transcript of the gene syd, whose product is annotated as JNK-interacting protein 3. NCBI's taxonomy places the organism in Eukaryota, Metazoa, Arthropoda, Insecta, Hymenoptera, Braconidae. Gene Ontology annotation, biological process: vesicle-mediated transport. The transcript has 18 exons. The record is from RefSeq and is a predicted model, not a curated record. Gene Ontology annotation, cellular component: cytoplasm. Gene Ontology annotation, molecular function: JUN kinase binding; kinesin binding; MAP kinase scaffold activity. Bases 378 to 4166 code for a protein of 1262 amino acids.
UUUGUCCGCCCGUGUCAGUGAAGUCUAUCAUCAGGGAAUGAAGUGGCAUCCAAAAAACAUGGCGAUAGUUCCCCCUUCCGAGUAAAUCGCCACCAGUGAAUGUCAAAUCAUCCCCGGACAUAUCCAACAAAUGUCACGUCUCAUCUCCCUGAGAAUCAGAAAUGUCACAUCGAAUAUUCCCCAGUGAAAAUCGUUUCGAAUGACCGAGUAGUGUCUCCAUGGAAGAGUGUACUUGAACGGUGCCUAAAUCCUACAUUCAAGUGACAAAAAAAAAAAACAGUGAAAACAAAUAGUCAUCAGAGCCAGUAGUUGUGAAACGUCACGACAAACGUUGUAAUAGGUCUCCCCCACGUACAGUGACACUCGGGUGUGUAAAAAUGAACCAGGAAACAGUCUAUGGUACUCACGAGGACAGCCAUGUGGUCAUGUCGGAGAAAGUACAGUCACUGGCGGGAAGUAUUUAUCAGGAGUUUGAGAGAAUGAUAGCUAGGUAUGAUGAGGAUGUUGUCAAGGAGCUCAUGCCCCUCCUAGUCAAUGUUUUGGAGUGUCUUGACAUUGCUUAUACGGAGAACCAGGAGCACGAGGUGGAGCUCGAGCUCCUCAGAGAGGACAAUGAACAACUGGUGACUCAGUAUGAGAGAGAAAAACAACUCAGGAAAACAGCUGAUCAGAAACUCCUGGAGCUGGAGGAUGUGGCGGAGGAUGAGAGAAAGGAAUUACUGUCCAAGAUUGACAGUCUGGAGUCAAUCCUACGAAUGCUGGAAUUGAAGACCAAGAAUUCACACGAUCAUGGUACAAAUGACAAUGACACCAGUUCAUGUCCCCACAGAACACAUUUAUACAUGGUUCGUCUGGAGGAGAAAGAGGCCGAGCUGAAGCGCGAGUACUCCCGCCUCCACGACAGAUACACAGAAUUAUUCAAGACCCACGUUGACUACAUGGAGAGGACGAAGAUGUUGGUUGGUAGCACUGAGAGAUUGGAGAACUCAACUGGUGGUCGUGGCCCUGCACGACUACCGGCACUCGGUCUUGCCCACAUGUCCAGAAGUUCCGGACCCCUCAGCUACGGAUUCCAGAGUUUAGAGACCAGUAUGACUGCCGAGGAUAUUCAGGAGGAGAUGUCCAAUAGUGGGGCUAAUCUCAAGUCAGAGAUGCAGGACAGCAGCAGUGAAGCGGUGCCUGAAACCUCGGAUAAGAGCCAGUUGACAGAUCAGCCGAUGCAGGAGCACAAGACAACAGCUAUUGCCAGAUCAUUUAUAGAUGAAAGUCCUGAGACUGAAAUACCUCCUCUCAUUGUCACUCCAACAACACCAACAGUUGAGAAAUUUGGGUCGACCCCCAGUGGUCGCAGCAGAACGGAGAGGGAACAACGAAGUGGGAAUACACUUUACCAGGAGCUCAGCUUCCAAGACGCCGAUGCACUGGGAGAAAUGGACGAGGGGGCGGACAUCACCGGCAGUUGGGUUCAUCCAGGAGAAUAUGCCUCAUCGGUCAAUGACAACUUCUUCGGAAUGGGGAAGGAAGUGGAGAAUUUAAUUAUGGAAAAUAAUGAACUACUGGCGACGAAAAAUGCUCUAAAUAUCGUGAAGGACGACUUAAUAGUGAAAGUCGACGAAUUAACCAGCGAACAAGAAAUUCUGCGCGAAGAAGUACGAGGAAUGCAACAAGCGAGGGAUCGGCUUCGUCAGAAGGUAGCAGCCCUGGAAGAGGAACUGAAGAAAACCAAAGAAGAAGCGGAGACAGCGGCGAAAGCCACGAAGAGUGACGACGAGGAGGAUGUACCGCUCGCCCAGAGGAAGAGAUUCACAAGAGUGGAAAUGGCUAGGGUACUUAUGGAGAGAAAUCAGUACAAAGAGAGGUUUAUGGAGCUCCAAGAGGCUGUGAGAUGGACUGAAAUGAUUCGGGCCAGUAAGACAGAUCCCGCUAGUAUCUCUGGGGGAAAACAAUCCGUUUGGAAGUUUUUUAGUAAUCUCUUCACCGGACCCGCAGACCGGGGGACCAUUCCCCGGGGUUCCCACACGUUACCGCACAUCCGUUACAGUGCCCCAACGAAUCAAGUUGUUCCAGGACCACCGCUGGACGCAAUGCGACGACGUACAUUGAAAAACCGCCACGACUUUCUGGAUCAGGGUGACACCAUGUGUUUCAGAGCUUCAGAGAAACGCGUAGCACGACUUGCCAACGAGAGGAAGGAGCACUAUCGUCAGGUGAGGGCACACGUGCGUAAAGAGGAUGGCAGACUGCAGGCUUACGGCUGGAGUUUACCUGGGAAGCCCAGUGUACCGGCUAGACAACCUGUUCCAGUCCCAGUUUACUGUCGCCCACUCCAGGAAACCGAGCCGGGAAUGAAGAUUUGGUGUGGAGCUGGGGUAAAUCUAAGCGGAGGAAAAACUCGUGACGGUGGUUUAGCAAUUGGUGGAAGUGUAUUCUACGCUGACGAGGCCCAAGAAACCAUAAAUGUCAAAGGUGAAGUUGAAGAUGCAGUUGAGCAUCUGGACCAGGAGCUGCAGGAGAGUGAGCAGCGUCGCCUCGAGGCGGAAAAACUUGAGCAGCAACUGAGCUCCCUAGUGUGGAUUUGUACGUCAACUCAAAAAAUGUCCAAAGUCACUGUGAUAGACGCUAAUAAUCCAGCUGAUAUAUUAGAAGUAUUCAAUGUUUGUCAGAGCCACUUGCUGUGUAUAGCGAGUGUACCUGGUGCCAAGGAGAGUGAUUAUCUCCAGAGUACAGAGGACUAUGGUAUGCGAAUAGCUAAUGGUGCUUGUGAUAACGAUACCAAUAGCAAACGUGCCAACGAGGGUCAGAUCGCCGAGGAGGCGAUGGGCGACGGUAAGAAUUGCCAAAAAAUUUGUGACCCCGAUGAUCGCAGCCAGGCGACCUGGGAUCGGUCCAGCUACCCCUAUGAGCAGGACAGUGACGACUCGGAGGCGGCGGGUGACAUCUAUGAAUGCAUAAAUUCGCUACGACAAAGUUUAGAAACUAUUGACAGUGAGACAGCUAAUCUGCCGAAAGUUCAGUUUGUUAAGAGCCAGUUGGAGGAGGUAGUUGCUAAGAAGAGCGACGGGGAGGAGGAUGAGGAGAGCGAGGAGAUUGUCGAGACGAAUAUUGAGAAAAUGUCGUCUAUUCAACCCACUAUGUGGCUUGGGGCCCAAAAUGGGGCAGUUUAUGUCCACUCGGCGGUCGCCAAGUGGUCCGUGUGCUUGCAUACUGUCAAGCUGAGGGAUGCAGCCCUGUCAAUAGUACACGUUCAAGGACGAGUCCUGGUGGCUCUGGCUGACGGGACAGUUGCGAUAUUCCGACGAGGGUCGGAUGGCCAGUGGGACCUGUCACAGCACCACAUAAUCACUCUCGGCAGCCCCCAGCACUCGACUCGCUGUAUGACCGCGGUGUCUGGGAAAACCGUUUGGUGCGGAUACAAAAAUAAAAUUCACGUUAUCGAUCCCAUUUUAUUGACUGUCGAGUGCACCGUGGAUGCUCAUCCGAGGAGAGAGUCUCAAGUGCGUCAGUUAGCCUGGCUUGGAGAGGGGGUCUGGGUCAGCAUUCGGUUGGAUUCUACAUUGAGGCUGUAUCAUGCACACACUUAUCAGCAUCUUCAAGACGUCGACAUCGAGCCGUACGUCAGCAAGAUGCUGGGAACGGGAAAACUUGGCUUUUCGUUUGUAAGGAUCACAGCACUGCUCAUAUCCUCCAACAGGCUGUGGAUUGGGACUGGGAAUGGAGUUAUCAUAUCUGUGCCGUUGUCCGAGAGUGCUGGUGGUUCAUUGGCAGUAUCAAGAAUACAAACAGUCGGUUGUAAAACAGAAGCACCAGGAAUUGGUGUUCGUGUAUUUGCAUCAGAUCGUGGUGUUACCCCAGGCAGCUUCGUGCCCUACUGCAGUAUGGCCCAUGCUCAAUUAAGCUUCCAUGGACACCGAGAUGCCGUCAAAAUGUUCGUCGCAGUUCCUGGACAUGGAGGACAAAGUGCGGUUUCUGAUGGCACCCAGCCCGCGAUGCUCGUGUUAUCAGGGGGUGAGGGGUACAUUGACUUCAGAGUUGGUGAUGUCGACGAUACCGAAGAGGGUCUGAAAUGUUCUAGUACAGCAGUGGCUAAUCCAGAGGAGCAAGGCGAACAGAGUCACUUGAUAGUGUGGCAGGUCCAAUCACCAUUGCCAAUGAACAUGAAUGGUUAAUAUCCCUACGACACCUGUAUAAGAAUGUGUGUAUUUUAAUUGUCAGGGUGCAAUAACUUAACGAAACGAAGAAGACAAGAAUGGUGUGGAGUUUAGGCAGCGAAUUUCCGCUCUCAAUCGGUUUUUAACGUAGAUAUGAUUAUGUUAUUGAAAUCAGUCAUUGAAACGUAGCGACAGAGCAACGAUUUAACCGAUGAUGACGCUUGAUUAUGUCCGAAUACAGUCGGAGAGAAAAAAAAAUUCCAAUCUUCGAAUAGUAAAUUAUUCAUGAUUUUAGAAACGCUUAUGUACGAUAUUUCUUUUUAUAUGGAGACGACGACUGUCAUUGCCAAGUCUUAUUUUUUAGUCUAGAUACAGGGGUUUUUUAUCAUUUGUCUUGAGCCCCUCAUCAUCCCAAUCAUGGAAGAGGACAAGAGAUGAUUAAAUAAUUAGCUUGAGUACUAGAAAUUAUUGCGCUGAGGAACCUGCACGUAGGAUUCUAUCCAAUUCUACGAUUAUCAUAGACUAAUUUGUAAUAACUAUUCAGGAACGAAGAAUUUACAAGAUUACAUUAUUUAUUUAUAAUCUGAGUGAUGUUUUUUUGUCGUUUCGAUUGUAUUUUUUUAAUUUAACUGACGGAAUUUUAUUAUUUAAGAGUCACAAGUCGUCGGUUCGAGUCAUUUAUGAACAAUUGAGUGAAUCUGAGGUGUUUAUUAUUUUUUUUCUUGUUUUAAUCGGAGAGAACAACAAUUUUUUAAAUCAAGGAGAAGUGUGCAGUGUUAUAGGCUUGUUACCUUAUUUAUUUGUUUUUAAAGAUCAUCUGAAUAUACUUGAUAAGAAGAGUAAAUACUGUCACUGAUAUGGGAACGAAGUGAUUAUGUAAAAUUAUGAGCUUUCUCUUGCUUCGAUUAUCGCCCAAUUGUCCUACCAAAGAUGAGGAAAUAUUUGGAAUGAAUUGAUAUUUGGAUCAUUUGUGAUUUAUAUAAUGCAUAGUUAACUGAAUGGCUCUAGUUAAGAGAAAUAUCACUUACGAGAGUUCAUGUCGACGAACUCCUCUCUCGCUGUUCAUAAGGGCAGUUAAUCUGCUGUGAUUGAGCAUUUCGAGAUUGUGAGAAUUUGAUUAUUGUACCUGGCUCGAGCGCGGAGCCUCCGUCAUUCUAUAAUAAAAUGGAUUUACGAAAAAAUAA